Messenger RNA from Cydia fagiglandana, 4138 nucleotides. It is a transcript of the gene Tsf2, whose product is annotated as transferrin 2. Gene Ontology annotation, biological process: iron ion transport. The transcript is spliced from 16 exons. Gene Ontology annotation, cellular component: plasma membrane; recycling endosome; early endosome. NCBI's taxonomy places the organism in Eukaryota, Metazoa, Arthropoda, Insecta, Lepidoptera, Tortricidae. The coding region runs from base 123 to 2687 and encodes 854 amino acids. The record is from RefSeq and is a predicted model, not a curated record.
AUUCAGUUGUCAACCAACCGACUGUUGUGACAACUUCGGGUGUGUCCAUCCGUAAAUCGAAAACUUUUCAGGCAGCUUUUAUGAAUUAAUUAUGGUAAUUUAGUUAAUUAAAUACUUCCACAAUGAAAGAACUUUGUAUAUUCGUAUUGUUAUCAGCAGCUUUAGCUUCAGUAUCAGGGAGCGGAGGCAUCAAUGAAGUAUUCGUGCCGCCUAAAGUGGAAGGGCAGGACGUAGUGACGUGGUGUACUACUUCUGUAGCAGCGCAGGAGAAAUGUGAGAAGCUGACGAAGAUCGCCCAGUUGGACAAAGGCUUACUCGGGACGGACUAUAUCGAAAUACAGUGUAAACGGGCUUUUGACACAGAACAAUGCAUGGCGUGGGUGGACCAAGGAGAAGCUUCGCUACUGGCCCUGGAUGCAGGGGAAGUGUAUGUGGCUGGCCGCUACCACUCUCUCGUGCCUAUCAUGCAAGAAUUGUAUGGCCGGGGAGAACCAUACCAAUAUGCAGUGGCCGUAGUCAACAAAGGAGGCUUGCCCAACGUCCAAGCUGGGACAGGCCUGUACGGGCUGCGCGGAGCCAAGGCCUGCUUCCCCGGUGUCGGCUCCUUGGCUGGAUGGGUCAUGCCUAUACAUACUUUAAUGCAAGAAGGUGGGCUAAGGAUAGCGGACUGCAACAACCACGUCAAGUCAGCUAUCGAGUUCUUCGGAGACUCUUGCGCGCCAAACUCGUUGAAGGACCUGUACAACCCCAUCGGAGACAACCCUGACCAGUUAUGCAAGUUAUGUGUUGGAGGCGCCGGUGUCCGCUGCACUCUAGCGGACCCCUACGCCGGCUACGAGGGCGCGCUGAAAUGCCUCGUCGCCAACGGUACUGGUGACAUUGCCUUCGUGCGAGACACCACUAUACAGCACGCGUUGCUGUCCACCAAGAUAAUAGGAGACGUGUCCCCGGAGCGGUUCGAGCUGAUCUGCCGCGACGGGUCGCGGCGCGCGGUGACGCAGUGGGAGGCGUGCAACUGGGGCCGCGUGCCCGCCGACGCCGUCGUCACCAGCAGCGCCGCCUCGCUGCAACAGAGGAAACGCUACCAAAACCUAAUUCAAAAACUGGUUCAACUGUACGGCGAACCAAAUCCCCUGAAUAAAAACUCUAACCGGACGGCAACCUACCAAUCUCGAGAUGGCUACGGGAACGCAUACACUUCUACUACAGAGCGAUAUUCGUAUGAUCCGUACAGGAGGAACUAUAAUGAUAGGAGCAUUGAGAGGGUCAACAAUGAAGAUAAUCAGUUGAGCAUUAGCACGGAGUCAUCUUUCCAGCCCAGAAAGGAUAUAAACGGGCACAAUAUAGAGUCUCCCUUCCGGUUGUUCAACUCCAACGGCACCACCGAUUUACUAUUGCAGGACGCCACAAUAAACUUCCGUAUACUCCAAGAGGAGGAGCAGGCAGCGAAGCACAUCCUGAACAACCAGUACGUGGGGGAUCAGGCGGAAAAGGCAGUCUUUAACAUCAGGAACUGCCCUAUCAAGAGGAUGAUACUGUGUGUCACCAGUGACGCCGAGAUGGAUAAGUGUGUCAAAAUGAGGGUGGCCCUAAAAGCGGCGUAUCUCCAACCAUCUCUAAUCUGCUGGCGCGGCCACAGCACGCGGCACUGCGAGCGCUCCGUCGCGUCCGGAGUGGCCGACGCGGCCGUCAUGGACCCGGGGGACAUGUUGCACGCCGCCAUGGCUCAUAGACUUGUCCCUUUCAUGCAGGAGAUCUACUCAAGCGGCAAGAACUGGUACUAUGCAGUGGCCGUCGCUAAAGAACAGGACCCGGACACGGAUCUCACGUAUCUCCGCGGCAAAAACUCUUGCCACACCGGCCUGGGUCAAGCCGCCGGUUGGAUCUUCCCACUGGCCUACCUCAUCUCUAAUGGAUGGAUUCGUUCAUACGGCUGCGACGGCGCGCACGCGGCGGCCCAAUACUUCACAAAAUCCUGCGCCCCCGGAGCGCUGAGCACCGAGUACGUGGACGCCAACACCGUGCCGCACGACAACCUGUGCCACCUCUGUCACGGCGCUGCGUUUAGACGAUGCCGCCGCGACGCGAGCGAGGAUUACUACGGGCAUGUAGGCGCCGUCCGCUGCAUGGUGGAGGGAGGGGGGGACGUAGCGUUCGUCCGCCACACCGCGCCUGCUGAGGUCUCAGGCGGCCGUCGCACCGAGUGGUGGGCGAGGGACUUGCUGCCUGAUGACCUGCAGCUGCUCUGUCCUGACGGGACCCGCGCGAAGAUGCACGAAUACAAGCACUGCAACCUGGGCAAGGUCCCGGGCUCGGUGCUGAUGGGCCGCGCCAACCACACCGAGCUCGACACAUACUCCAACCUCAUGGUGUACGCGCAGCAGUUGUAUGGAGCCACGGCGACCGAUGAGUUCAGCUUCAGCAUGUUUGACUCAAAACCCCCAUACUCCGACCUAAUCUUCAGCGACGCCGCCGUCCAACUGAAGCCCUUACCCCACAAAGAACGCUCCGCGGAGCUCAUCGCCGGCUCCGCUCUGCUCCGAGCUGCCAAAAUUGUCUCCUGCGACGCUCCCCAGUCGGCCUACUAUGUCGCGGCCGACGCUGACUUCUUAUCUCACGCUUAUAGGACAGGGAUGGUGGGAUAUGUAUUGGCCGUCGCUUUGUUUCUAGUGGCGUUACUUCGAUAAGUAACCAUCACAUUUAUAGGGAUAUAUGCCUUUUAAAAGCUAUUUUAGCGAAAUUAUUUACAUAGAGUAGAACAAAGCUUUAGAGUCAGACUGUGAAAAGUCUGCAGUUAUUUUGAUAGCCCACGCAGUGCUAGUAUCAUUUUAAACGUCAAACUUCUAUGAAAUUAUGACGUAUAUAUAACGCUUGCACUGCGUAGGCUAUCAAAAUAGCUGCAGACUUUUGUAGGAUCAACGUAAUUUCUAUUAGCGUUAUUCAUAAACGCCUGUUAAGUGUAACAAGCCCUUGAUAAUCGUUUGUCCUUAUCUGUCAUUUUUAGGGACAAAAUUUAACAAAGAUUUAAGUUUUAUGAAAAAGGGGUAUGUUAUCAUUUCCCCAAAUUAUUAUGCUUUAACACGUAAUAAUGUGAGAGUAACUAAAGUAAACAAAACUAUUGACGUUUUAAAAUGUGAACACUAUUCGGUUGAUCCUCAGUAUUUAGGUACCCAUGUGUAUUACCAAGUAUUACAUAUUGGAGCAAGUAAAAGUCGAAGCUAACUAGAACAUAGCGCCAAUACCACAUGUAGUAUAUAUUUUUUUAUUUGAUCUGAUUUAUUUAAAGGUAAGGUUUUAAUGUAUUAAGUAACAAUUUUGUACUGCUAACUAAAAUAUUAAUCCGUCCCAAAUGCCUUAAUAUUAAAAUAUUUUAUUCAAGAAUUAGAUAGAGUGAGUGAAUGGCUGCUUAUAAUAAGAGUAUGUAUCGCCGUAUGGUACAAUAAAGUUAUGCUUUAUGAUAUUGCCUGUAUAAAAUUGUUUUAUGUAGAAACAUAUUUUCAAAUUAAUUAUAUUUUUCUUUAAUCUAGUUUUGGGCAUCACUUUCGUGAUUAUUAUAUGAACAGUUCUUUAAAUGUUUUAUACAUUAUUAUUAUCUAUGUAUGUAAAGAAUUUUCUUUUGAUUUCAUGGUAUGAUAUUAUUUUAAUCUAUACAUUGUCUUACAAAACUUCCGUUAGUUUUUUACAUCAUUGACUGAACCUACAUUUAUGUACCUAUGUGCCUUUAUAGUGAUAUAGACAUGCAUUUCUGAAUUAUAGUUCUGAGGUAGCUAAGGUAGAAUUAAACUAAGAUUAAUUACAAAGAAUCUCGUAAUGAUAUCCCGUCCAAUGAAGCUUUUUUGUAGUUAUUUAGACUCACAUUCAUCAUGCAUAUUGUGAAUUAUGAAUAAUUAUUAAAACUUUCCUUUGCUUUUUUAUUAUAUCAUAUCUAAUCUAGGAACACUAAUUUUAUAUUUACAUUUUACUUUCACUUUUUCAUGUGAAUAAUAACAGUUGCAUCUUAUACAAUACAUAUCUCUGUCUCUAACUCACUUAAAAUUAAAUUAAAUGGGUUUUUUCUUCUACUUUUUUUUAAUUUGUAAGUAUUACAAUGUGAAUGUUGUUACAUAUGUAUGUAAAGAAAUAAAAGUGAUUUUAAAUA